Molecule: messenger RNA, 3957 nt
Organism: Oncorhynchus masou masou (cherry salmon)
Lineage: Eukaryota; Metazoa; Chordata; Actinopteri; Salmoniformes; Salmonidae
Product: E3 ubiquitin-protein ligase TRIM39-like
Exons: 2
Coding region: 1774-3309 (511 amino acids)
Biological process (GO): protein ubiquitination
Cellular component (GO): cytoplasm
Molecular function (GO): protein binding; ubiquitin protein ligase activity
Source: RefSeq, a predicted model, not a curated record
CUGGGGGAGUGUCGGUAGGUCAAAGAGACACAGGAUGAGCAGUAGAGGGCGUGGCAGGAGCAGAUGUAACAGACGCUUCUCCCGACGGUGUCUAGGGUGUUUAGAUUUCCUCACCCACGGCUCUAAUACACAACAAUUUAAACUAUUUUUCCAGGUAGUGAUACCCACUUCCCGGAGAAUACUUACAGUAUAGGUGCUUAAUAAUUUGGACACCGAACCUGAUACCUUGUUUUAAAAAUGAUACUGAAGCAUCUGACAAUUUACUACUGGAGAAUACAGGAGACCUAAUGCCUUAUACCAGUGUCACGCCUCAAAUAUCACUGUUGUUGACAACACACGUUACCAAAUUUACUCAGUCCUCCUAUUUCAACGUAAUCUGUCACAGUUCGCCGCCCCAGUAAGACAUUAAACCAACAUCUCUCCUUAUUGUUACUGCUAAUACACACAAAUCACUUUAAAACAAUGUUCUUAUAUCCUUUUGCUUUUCUAACCAUGGAUGAGGCUACAGGCAACCUUCUAUCACCAUCCACAUUCCCACUCACUGACAAUGUUUCAUCUUGAAGCACAGAUAUCCUCGGAUACCUCCUAUUCUCCACCGAAUACACUUCCUGCCUUUGUUCUUCUACAUGGACUACUUUUCUACAAUCUCUCGUAAUAGUACACAAGCACGCCAAUUUCUCCAUACACUAUGCAGGUAAUAACGAAUGAUUAAACAGACAUGUCAUAGGUAUGGCCACUUCCCCCGACCCUCCUAAGGGACUUCCACCCCCUAGUCUAAUCUUCUGGUGGACAGAGUGCCUAGUCGAACCUUCUGGGGGCUAAACCCCCCAUAGGGGCCCCAACCCCUAGGUCUAUCAGUAGUGGAUACAGUGGGUCUACUGAAUAAACUCAGGCUUUCCAGAUCUGUAUCCUUUCAUUUGUAUUCAAAUCUCGUCUCCUCAAGAUGUCAGGAGUAGUAACAGGUAGGAACUUUGCCAACCUUGUUUUUAUGUGCUGGCUCCUGUUCUACUGAUUUGAACUCUCCAGUUUAACUAUAAAUAUUGGUUAAUCCUGUCAACAUUGGCAACAAAACUCACGGGCGACUAGAAAAAGCUCAAACCAAGUUUAUUCAACCACUGAGUCAUAAAGCUGCAAAGACAACAUACAAGUCCCACAAGCACAUCUUCAUUCCUUCCAAAUAGGCGGAGUCAACCCCUAUCAUCUCCUAUCUAAGAUAGACACGCCUUCUCUGUAUUUAGGCAGAAACAGAGGAGCUUCCUCUUACUGGUAUUAUCAUGGCCAUGCCUAAGACUAGGGCCCUCGUGGGUUGAAAAUGUGCAUGUGUGUGAGAUAGGACUAUAAUCAGAUAGUCUUUGGGGUGGACACCUGUGGCCCCCCUCCCAGCAGUCUUCUCUCUUCAUCUGUUGAACUCAAUUUGAGUUGAGUUCCAUAUCCUUCAUGGUCCUGUUUCCUCAGAAACUAGCCUGCCUUAUCAAUAACUGAAAGUAGACUGUUGCCCUAGAAUCCAACAGAAUGUUCUUAAUGUCUUGUACACUCAGUGUAGGAAGAUCUGCUCCUUUAAGAGAUGGAGAAGAAAGCUCAAAGUCUUUCAAUAUGGUGUUGGGAGGAGCCUGUUGAUGAAAUGAAACUAAACAGCAGAGCUGAAUGUUGAGGACCUGAAGACACUUUCUCCUUAUACAUUUUUCUGAACACUUGCCAGUCCCCUUAACUCAGUCUUCCUUUGGGAUUCAAGAGGGAAAAAAAGAUAAUUCAACAACAAACAUCAUCUCAGGCAUGGCUUCAGCUAACAAUCCACAGUCUGAAAUACAGUUAAUAUGCAGUAUCUGUGAGGAGGUGCUCAAGAAACCAGUCACAACCCCAUGUGGGCACAACUUCUGCAUGGAUUGUAUCAGAGUAUACUUGAAAAACAAUGUCCUGUGCCAGUGUCCACAGUGCAAGGAGAAAUUCCCUAACAUAUCUGAGCUACAAGUCAAUACUCAAUUAUCUAAAAUGGUUGAUGAGUUCUGGAAUCCAUUUGUGGUAAAUAAAACAAGCCCCCAGGACCAAUGCCUGGACCAUCCUAGAGAGGUGUCCCAUGAUAUCUGUGUUGGGAGGGAGGUCAAGGCUGUGAAUUCUUCUUUUGAGGCCUCUUACUGUGAGACUCCCCUGGAGCCCAAUCAGAGAGUCACAACCUUGAGGAGACAACAGCAUGCAGAGAAUCCUGAAGAACAUAUGUGUGAGAGGCAUGGGAGAUGUCUGGAGUUCAAGACCGACUACAAUACCCACAACACUCUCCCUCUUAAAGUGGAAACCAGAAAGAAUAAUGUACAGUUAGGAAAGGCUGAAGUGCUGCAGAUGAUUCAGGGCAGACAGCAGAAGGUUAUUGAGAUCAGAAAUAGUCUACAAUCUAGCGGAAUAAAUGCAGAGCAAGAGAUAGAGAACAGUUGUCAGAUCUUUAGAGCUUUAAUGCGUUCCAUUGAAAGAAGCCAGGCUGAACUCAUUGAGGUGAUUUCAGAAAAGCAAAAGGAAACUAAAAGCCUGGCUGAAGGGCUCAUUAAAGAGCUGGAGCAGGAAAUCACUGACCUAAAACUCCUCCAGAGCUCAUCAUCCCUGUGCACCUCUCCACCCACCAAGGACUGGUCUGAGAUCAGGGUUCAGAGUAUUGAGAAUGUCGGCAUGGUGAGGAAAGCUGUGAAGAGAGCUGGCUCUCAGUUUGAAGACGCACUGAAGAGUGAAUUGAAGAGGUUGUGUGAGGCUGAGCUCAAGGUUAUUCAGCAGUGGUCAGUGGAUGUAACUCUGGACCCUGAUACAGCUCAUCCCAAUCUUACUCUCUCUGAAGAUGUGAAACAACUUAGACAUUCCGGUAGACGACAAAACUACCCUGGCAAUCCAGAGAGGUUCUUCUAUAUUGCCAGCAUCCUGGGAAAGGAAGGCUACUCCUCAGGAAGAAUCUACUACGAGGUGCAGUUGAAGGGAAAUACUCUCUGGAGUGUAGGAGUGGCCAGAGAGUCCAUUAAAAGAACGAUUUAUGCAGCAAAGCCUGAGAAUGGACUCUGGACUAUCCAGCAGGGGAAAGGGAACGUCUACAGGGCCUGCACCACUGACCCUACCACCCUCUCCCUGAGUGAGAAGCCCCAGAAGGUGGGGGUCUAUGUAGACUAUGAAAAUGGUGAGGUCUCCUUUUACAAUGCCCAGGCCAGGUCUCAUAUCUACUCAUUUACCGAUUGUUCCUUCACUGAGAAACUUUACCCGUACUUCAACCUUGGGGUUUGUGGCAUUGACAAAAUGUCAGCACCGUUGAUCAUCUCUCAUGUGAGCCAAUCAGAUUGAGAUUUAACUCGUAUCGAUUAAAUUCUAAAGUAAACUGAACAUUCCAUGCAUUGAUUUAUAUUGAAUAUUUAGAGAGGUAUAUAUUGUAUCUUACCAGAAAAUCUAGAAUCACAUUUGCUGAACUGUAUUGUGAUGUCCUUUACGAUUGUAUGAUGACAUACUGAAAAUGCAGCUCAUUACUAAUCCUGCCCCAAUAUGUCUCUGUAUCUAAUUUAUGUGGAUACUUGUGGAUACUUUAUUUUUAUGUGGUAUACUCUGAAAUGUGCAUACUUGUUUCAAUGGCUUUUGUUAUUUGUGCAGUUCCUCAAAUAAUCUUCUGGGCUACAGCACAAUAAAAGCUUUGUGAACUCCUACAUAAUAUGAACAGGAAGUGUGAAUGUAUUAGAUACAUGGCAACCAUACUACAGGCUUCAGCUGAGAGAGUCCUGUCAUGUGAAGGGUUAAUUCAGCCAUGUACUGUUUCUUUAAGAGCAGCUGCAUUUCAGUUUAGCAGUAAGGGACCUGGACAAGCCAUGGUAAUGUCACCUUCUAAAAUGAGACUCGACUAGAGAACUUUGUGCUUUAGCAUGACAAAAUCCCCUCACAAAUCUCUCUACACAGCCUAAUAGAGUACAAAAUAUAUCAUCUUUGACUUGCUGUUCUUCUGAA